Messenger RNA from Sclerotinia borealis F-4128, 1089 nucleotides. NCBI's taxonomy places the organism in Eukaryota, Fungi, Ascomycota, Leotiomycetes, Helotiales, Sclerotiniaceae. The record is from the annotation of a GenBank genome assembly.
AUGAGUUCUUUAACUCAUGGAACCUCGGCAAUACCGAUCGAUGAUAAAAAGAAAGGAUUAAGUCGAGUUUUUGGAAGGAUGAAGACUGUUUUGAGGAGAAGUGAUGGAUCAAGGAGAUUAACUUUUGCUGGUAAGGCUUCAACUACAAGUGUCCCUAAGAUCACAGCACCAAGACCGCCAACACCAACGCCAACACCAACGCCAACACCAGCGUCAAAACCAACGUCAAAACCAAAGGAAACACCCGUUCCAACCGGCGCUAUCAAACCCAAACAAACCCAAACAUCUAUUUCCCCUCAACCCAUCCAAGUCUCCCGAGCCGAAAUCAAUGCCGAACGAGCUCGAAAAUUAGGUGAACGUUUUCAAUUACAAAUCGAAGCUCACGAAUGGCAAACACUUGAUGGGGAAAAAGAUGCAUGGAGAGUUGAAAAACCCAUUCGUGUGAGAAUUCAUCGCACUUGUCAUAAAUGUAAUAUGACAUUUGGAGCCCUUAAAAUAUGUGCCAAUUGCGAACAUCCAAGAUGUACAAAAUGUCCUCGGUAUCCAUUGAAGAAAAAGGAAAAGGGAAAGACGGCGGUAGCGAUUAUGGGUCCGAUUCCGGUUGUGGUUGAAAGGGAGGGGAAAGAAAUUGGGAAGUUGAGACUUACUUUACCGAGUCAUAAAAUUGGUGGUCAACCUUUGGUUAAGAAGAAGCCGAUGCAAAGAGUUAGAAGAACUUGUCAUGAAUGUUCUUCUUUGUAUUUGAUUGGGAGUAAAAUUUGCGCAACUUGUUCUCAUACUCGUUGUGCUGAUUGUCCACGAAAUCCAUCCAAGAAAAAGAAGUACCCAGACGGAUAUCCAGGCGAUCAACCUUCCUCCAUCACCCUCAAAUUCGCAUGUCAUGUAUGCGAUAAAACAUAUCCGAUUCUCGAUCCUGAAAUUCCUUCAUCCAGUAUUCAAGAAUGUCGUUGUUGUAAACAUGUCAAAUGUGAUAUGUGUAAAAUAGCUCUUCCUCGAAAAGUUAUACCAGAACCGGAUCCCGAAGUAUUGGAAAGGGUUGAAGAGAGAUUGAGGGGUUUGUCGAUUAGACAUCGGACUAUGGUUCGUUGA